GGAAAUGUUAGAAGCCUUUAUAGAUAAGGCAUGGAGUUGUUUUUUUGAAAAAGAAAAUGUUGUUGUUGGAAAUAAUAAGGAAUUUAUUGAAUCUAAUAAUAAAUGUAACAACAACAAAACCAACAAAACAAUUAAUUCUUCUUCCCUAAAUUCCUCAAUAUAUCAACAACAAAACAAUAUAGAAUCAAUUGAACAAACAUUUUUAAAAAUUCUGUCAGAUUUAGAUUUAAAUGAAGAAUGCCAAGCAGAAUUAAUUUCCCAACCUUUAGAAUGGAAAUGGAAAGUUAUAAUAUCUGGAAAUGAAAGGCAAAAACAAAAAGAAAAUAUUAAGGAGGGAGGGGGAGAUUAUUAUGCUAAAUAUUUAGAAAAAUUAUUAUUAAAUAUUGAAGAAGAAGAAGAAAAAGAGGAUUUAAUUGAAAAUAAUUUGGUUAUUAAAAAAUUAGAGGGGUUGGCUGCGACAUUAAGAACUGAAUCUUUUAGUUGGUUAGAACAAUUUCUGGGUGCUGGAGGAUUGGAAAUGUUGCAAAGAUUAUUAAAUAAAUGUAAUUCUCGUGGUUCUUCAGCAGAAUUAAUUGCUCUUCCUUUGCUUUGUUCUAUUCGGGCUCUUCUAAAUUCUACUAUUGGAAGACAUUGGGUACAAGAAUCGGCUGAAGCAUUGAAAUCUGUUGCUUGGGCAUUAGAUUUACAGAGUGUUAGGUGUAAAGUAAUUUCACUUGAAAUCCUUUCUGGUCUUUGUUUUUGUGCAGAAUUUGGACAUAGAGCAGUUUUAAAAGCUUUGACUCAAGUUAAAUUACUUAGGGGAGAAAGGACGAGAUUUCAACGUUUAAUUGACGAUUUAUUUAAAGAACAUGGAAACACUCCGAGAGAUACUGCUCGUGUUAGACUUGCUCUUAUGUCUUUGAUAAAUGCUUUGCUAAAGGGAGGCGCUGCGGAGCAUUCCCUAGAAUAUCGGAUACAUUUACGGCACGAGUUCUUAAUGUUGGGAAUUGUUCAAGUGCUUGAACAAAUCCGUUCGGCCGCUCCAGAAGGUUCUGGUUCUGCAUUAGAUGAUCAUAUUGAUCUUUUUGAAAUGAUGAGACAAGAAGAUGAACAAGAAAUGCAAAGUACCACCACUUUUGAUUCUGGCUCCACAUCCCCGAUUGAUUUUGAAAAUCCUUCAGUAAUGGCAGAAGUAUUAACUCAAAGAUUAGACCAUACUUUAGCUUUGCCUCAUUUUAUUUCUCUCCUUCAACAUUUAUUGAUGGUACCCACAGAUGAACGGCAUCUUCCUUUGUGGCGAUGUUUUGAUCUUUUAUUACAGCAGUUAAGGAGGAAUAAAAAUAUUUCUUUUUUAAUUUUCAAAAAUAGAUUAACAUUGAAAAGUGCAAUGAAUGGUUUGGACCCGUUAAGGGUUGAUCCUCAAUUAUCAGAACAACAACAAUUUAACAAAAAAUUAGAUUGGGAUGAACUUCUUGGAAGAUUAAGAACUGAGGCAGAAUGUGAAAAACUUGAACGAAAAUUACAAGAAACAGAAGAGGAAUUGGUAAAAGAAAGGAAGAGGAUUUUGGAAUUGGAAAAUUGUUUGAGUGAUUUACAAGACUCUGCUUCCCUUGUCUCUUUUUCUAGAGUUUCUGAACAUUCUUCAGCUUCAAUUUCCUCUUCAUAUUCUUCAUCACCUUCCGAUCCCUUCCAUUCAUCAAAUAAUAAUAUAUCUAAUAUUUUUGGGAACAAUUCCAAUCAGCAAUUACCUCCUAUUCGGCCUCCAGUAGGUCAAGCCCCUCCACCCCCUCCUCCAUCUGCUCGGCAACUUCGAUCGGGAAAUGAAACUUUAAUUAUUUCUUCAAAUAAAUCAAUUCCAAAGAAAAAAGUUCCAAUUCCUCUAUGUCCAGUCAAGACUUUAAAUUGGACACCAAUUCCUAAAGAUAAAUUUAAAGGAACAAUUUGGGAGAAUUUGGAUGAAAAAAAUAUUUAUAAUCAAAUAGAUAUUGAAGCUUUAAGUGAACAAUUUGCUGCGGGGAAAUCGGGAACAGAUGAACAACAACAAUCUAUUGAUGGAAAUUCUUUUACUUUACACAGAAGUUUAGCUCUUCGACAAGCUAAUCAAAUUACUGUUAUAGACUCUAGAAGGGCACAAAAUUGUACAAUAAUGUUAGCAAGACUAAAAAUGUCUCAUAGAGAUAUUCGGCAUACACUUCUUGGUAUGGAUGAAAGAUGUAAACUUUCUCGAGAUAUUUUGGAGCAAAUGUUAAAAUUUGUUCCUUUAAAAGAAGAAUUAAAUAAAAUGAAAGAAACUUUAACUAAAAAAAGAAAGCAACAUCAAUCCUUAGCUUUAGCUGACCGUUUUCUUUGGGAAAUGGGACAAGUACCUAGAUAUGAACAAAGGCUUAAAUGUUUGUGUACUAUUAGAUCUUUUCAAGAUCGGUGCUCUGAAAUUAGGCCUGGAAUUUUAGCAAUUUCUCGAGCAUCACAUACUCUUUGCAACAGUAAACGAUUAAUUCAAUUUCUAGCUCUUAUUCUUGCUGUUGGAAAUAUUCUAAAUGAAGGAAAACGUUUGGGGAAUUGUUAUGGUUUCACAAUUUCUUCAAUAGACCAAAUCCCUUCUGUUCGGUCUACAAUUCGUCCCGAUAGAAAUUUACUUCAUUUUCUAGUUGAAAUAAUUGAACAUAACUGGCCUGAUUUAUUUAAUUUAAAACGAGAAAUGAAUUCAGUUUUGGAGGCUUCUAAAGUUGAUAGACAACAAAUUGAAAAAGAAUUAUUUCAAUUAGAAAAGUCAAUAUUUGAAUUAAAUGAAGAAUUAAAUUAUUAUCAAAAGAAAUUUGAAGAAUCUAAUAAUUUAGAAGAGGGAAAAGAGGAGGAAGAAAAAAUUGUUUUAGAAAUACCAGAAGAACCUUUUCCUCAACAAAAAGGAGGGGAAGGAGGGGGAGGGGAAGGAGGGAAAUUAAUUCAACGUUCAAAACAACCUGAUAGAUUUGUGGUUGUUGUUAAAACUUUUUUGGAAGAAGCUAAAAAGCAAAUGACUCAACUUAGGGAAGAAUUGACUGAAAUGAGACAAAAGUUAUCAGAUUGUGUUCAUCUUUUUGGUGUUUCUAUUGACUCAAAACGUUCAAAUUCAGAAAUUAUUUUGCCUCAUUCUGAUCAAUUCUUUGGGCCAUUUGCUCGUUGUUUUAGUGGAUUAGCUGAUUGUCACCGGACAGUUAGGACUGAAAGGGAGGAAAUUGAAGCUAAAAAAAGACAAUUUCAAUUAAAAACUUUGUUUAAUCAACGAAGAAAAGAAAGUGGAAGAAUAAGUCGUGAUUCUUCUCAUUUAUCUGUUGCUAGAGUAUAUAAAAAUGGGGGAAAAGUGGGGAAAGCAGAUCGGGAUUUUGAGGCUAUUGUGAAUAUGUUACAAACGGGGGAAUUAUUUUCUGAAGAAUUAAGCCGAUUAAGAACUUCUGUCAGAAUUAAAGGGCCAAAAACAACAACAACAAUUGUAACUAUCUCCAAAUAAUUAAAAGGAAAAUAAUUAAAAACAAUUAAAAGCUCAAUAAUUUAUUUUUAGUUCCCUUUCCCGACAUUUUUUUUUGAUUAAAUUAAUUUAAAUUUUAAUUGAUAAUUUCAGAGGAAUUUAAUAUCAAAAAAAAUGUCGGUUACCUAAUUACUCAUUUCUCUCUAAUAUUUUUUCUCAAAUUUUCUAAAUUUAUUUCUAUUGCCCAGUUUAUUUUAUUCACUAACAAAAAAACAUUUA
Molecule: messenger RNA, 3703 nt
Organism: Meloidogyne enterolobii
Lineage: Eukaryota; Metazoa; Nematoda; Chromadorea; Rhabditida; Meloidogynidae
Source: the annotation of a GenBank genome assembly